GCUUUUCUUUGACUAUUGGAAGUAUACACGGUGUACAGCUGCAAAUGGUCCCCAUGAUACAAGAUAUACAAAAAAAGCUUGACGAAAUGUAUUCGGACUGGAAAGCCGUAGGCUUUGGUGUGCAAAUGAAAAAUGAUACCAAAUGGAUAGAGGAUGCUAUUAGUCAAACCAUUUAUGGUUUAAUUGAAAAGGUUAAAUACCCAAGUGAUAAAUGUUUAAUGCAAGUAUAUUACGAUGCAUUGUUAGAUAUGAAAGGGGAGGGAUUUACAAACAAAAUUAAACAUGGUGGUUGGAAACGUUUUUUCAAUAAGCAUGUUCGUACUCCG
Molecule: messenger RNA, 326 nt
Organism: Racocetra persica
Lineage: Eukaryota; Fungi; Glomeromycota; Glomeromycetes; Diversisporales; Gigasporaceae
Source: the annotation of a GenBank genome assembly